Molecule: messenger RNA, 3580 nt
Organism: Charadrius vociferus (killdeer)
Lineage: Eukaryota; Metazoa; Chordata; Aves; Charadriiformes; Charadriidae
Gene: INPP4A
Product: inositol polyphosphate-4-phosphatase, type I, 107kDa
Exons: 25
Coding region: 151-3093 (980 amino acids)
Cellular component (GO): cytoplasm
Molecular function (GO): phosphatidylinositol-3,4-bisphosphate 4-phosphatase activity
Source: RefSeq, a predicted model, not a curated record
UGCAAAAUCCCUCCACACCUGAGGAAAAGAGCCCUCUCAUGGUUAUGUUAGAGGAAUAGCAAUUGGAGACAACCUGCUGCAUUCUGCUACUCUGUAAGACAAACGUCAGUAAAGACAAGCAGCAAGAAAAGAAGGGUUCUUCAUGACAAAAUGACAGCAAGAGAACACAGUCCCCGCCAUGGUGCAAAAUCCCGCACCGUGCAACGGGCCUCCACCAUUGAUGUCACAUCUGACAUGCUAGGUCUUUCUCUAGCAGGAAACAUUCAGGAUCCAGAUGAGCCUAUUUUAGAGUUCAGUUUAGCUUGCAGUGAGCUGCUAACUCCAUCGCUAGAUCGAAAACCAAAUAGUUUUGUAGCAGUGAGUGUAACUACACCUCCUCAGGCAUUCUGGACGAAGCAUGCACAGACAGAAAUUAUUGAGGGAACAAGUAAUCCUAUCUUUCUAAGCAGCAUUGCCUUUUUCCAAGACUCUCUUAUCAAUCAAAUGACACAAAUCAAACUCUCCGUGUAUGACGUCAAAGAUAGAUCUCAGGGAACAAUGUAUUUGUUGGGUUCUGGGAUGUUCACUGUAAAAGAACUCCUUCAGGAGAGGAAUCACAGGUUGCACUUAACACUAAGGUCGGCUGAAAGUGACCGUGUAGGUAACAUUACAGUUAUUGGAUGGCAAAUGGAGGAAAAAACUGAUCAAAGGCCUCCAGUGACAAGAUCGCCUGAUACAAUUAAUGGAAGGACUGUGUUGCCAGUUGAUGAAAGUUUAACAGAAUCUUUAGGAAUCAGAUCCAAAUAUGCUUCACUGCGGAAAGAUGCGCUACUGAAAUCUGUGUUUGGUGGUGCCAUUUGCCGAAUGUAUCGCUUCCCAACCACUGAUGGAAACCACUUGAGAAUCUUGGAGCAGAUGGCUGAAAGCAUCCUGUCGCUGCACAUCCCUAGGCAAUUUGUGAAGCUUCUUCUAGAAGAAGAUGCAGCAAGGGUUUGUGAACUAGAAGAACUGGGAGAACUGUCCCCUUGUUGGGAAAGCCUUCGUCGACAAAUAGUUACUCAGUACCAAACAAUUAUUUUAACUUAUCAGGAAAAUCUAACUGACCUGCACCAGUAUAAAGGUCCUUCAUUUAAAGCCAGCAGCUUGAAAGCUGAUAAAAAAUUGGAAUUUGUUCCUACGAAUUUACAUAUACAGAGAAUGAGAGUCCAGGAUGAUGGAGGAUCAGAUCAGAACUACGACAUAGUCACCAUAGGAGCACCAGCAGCUCAUUGUCAAGGCUUUAAAUCAGGUGGCUUGCGGAAAAAGCUGCAUAAAUUUGAAGAGGCAAAGAAACAUUAUGAGGAGUGUUGCACUUCAACAGGUUCCCAGUCUAUAAUAUACAUCCCACAGGACAUUGUUAGAGCAAAGGAAAUCAUUGCACAAAUCAACACCCUGAAAACGCAAGUCAGUUACUAUGCAGAAAGGCUCUCAAGAGCUGCCAAGGAUAGAUCAGCUAAUGGCCUUGAAAGAACACUCGCCAUCCUAGCAGACAAGACCCGGCAACUUGUCACAGUCUGUGACUGCAAGCUGUUGGCAAAUUCAAUACAUGGACUGAAUGCUGCAAGGCCAGACUAUAUAGCUUCAAAAGCAUCUCCAACCUCUGGAGAAGGGGAGCAAGUGAUGCUGAGGAAUGAUCAAGAUACACUUGUGGCCAGAUGGACAGGAAGAAAUAGCCGAUCUUCUCUGCAGGUGGAUUGGCAUGAAGAGGAAUGGGAGAAAGUUUGGUUGAAUGUUGACAAAAGUCUGGAGUGUAUUAUACAGAGAGUGGACAAACUUCUCCAGAAGGAGCGCUUGCAAAGUGACAGCUGUGAAGAUGUUUUCCAGUGUGACAUCAGCUGUACUAGUAAGAAAGGUAAUCGGGACACUCGUGCCUACUGGAUAAAUCCAGAAGAUUUAAAUGAGUCCUCACCAUCUUCAUCAUCCUCACCACCACCUUCAUCCAUACCAUCCUGUGCAUGCCAUUCUCUCACAAAGACAAAUUGCAGCCCUACUCCGGAAGAAUCCGGCCCAGGUGAAUGGAGCGAAGCUCUUUAUCCCUUGCUGACAACACUCACAGACUGCGUAGCCAUGAUGAGUGACAAGGCAAAGAAAGCCAUGGUCUUUUUAUUAAUGCAGGACAGCGCCCCGACAAUAGGGCUCUGUCUAAGCCUUCAGUAUCGCAGGGAUGUUGUCUUCUGCCAAACUCUGACAGCUCUCAUUUGUGGUUUUAUUAUCAAGCUGAGGAACUGUUUGCACGAUGAUGGAUUUCUAAGACAACUCUACACCAUUGGCUUGCUGGCGCAGUUUGAGAGCCUGCUGAGCACUUAUGGUGAGGAGCUGGCAAUGCUGGAGGACAUGAGUUUGGGAAUCAUGGACUUGAGGAAUGUAACCUUUAAAGUAACUCAGGCCACAUCAAAUACAUCUACUGACAUGCUGCCAGUCAUCACUGGAAAUCGUGAUGGAUUUAAUGUGAGGAUCCCUUUGCCAAGCGCCUUGUUUGAUUUGUUGCCGCGAGAGAUUCAAAGUGGCAUGUUACUGAGGGUUCAGCCUGUUCUUUUCAAUGUGGGAAUCAAUGAGCAGCAAACCCUAGCAGAGAAGUUUGGAGACACCUCACUGCAAGAAGUAAUUAACAUGGAAAGCUUAGUGCGGUUGAAUUCAUAUUUUGAACAGUUCAAGGAAGUUUUGCCUGAUGAUUGUCUACCUCGAUCUCGUAGUCAGACGUGCCUGCCUGAACUGUUAAGAUUUCUGGGACAAAAUGUACAUGCAAGGAAAAAUAAGAAUGUUGAUAUCCUUUGGCAAGCUGCUGAGAUAUGCCGCAGACUAAAUGGUGUUCGAUUUACAAGCUGUAAAAGUGCCAAGGAUAGGACUGCCAUGUCGGUCACGCUAGAGCAGUGUUUGAUCCUACAGCAUGAACAUGGAAUGGCUCCACAGGUCUUCACCCAGGCUCUGGAGUGUAUGAGGAGUGAGGGUUGUCGGCGAGAAAAUACAAUGAAGAAUGUUGGAUGUCGCAAGUAUGCAUUUAAUUCCCUGCAACUGAAGGCUUUCCCAAAGUAUUACAGGCCUCCAGAAGGAACUUAUGGAAAAGUUGAAACAUAAGCAUACUAUGUCCUUUAAUCGCUGUUCCAUUAAAACAUGUGGAUACACUCUAGAUUAAUACAUGAUUUUGUCAUCCAGAAGAGAUAACCUUUUUGUACAUUUCGCUAGGUUAUACAGAGCAUGUUACUUACAGAAUUGGAAUCUAUAGUAACAAUUAUUCUGACACCUUAGCUUGAGAAUAGUGUGAUGACUCUGCCCGUUUAAAUAGCCUUCAGUGUAUGUAAGAUGAACAGAUAUUGUGCUACUUAAUAAUUACCUAUAUGCAAAUAGCUAGGUACCUCCUGGAUGGGCAAGGACUCUAGGAACGGCAUUUAGGCAGCUGUUUCACAUAACAUCUUUUUAUACUGAGUUGACUUGAGAUUGAGCUUUUCAUAAACUUUUUAAAACUGAGAGUAAAACUCAAAAGUUGUAAAUAAAAAGGGAUUGGAUCCUAGACAGUCUAAUAACUGUAGAAUGCAUUGUUACAAUCAAGAAAGAGAAGUUUAAC